GCCCUCUGUGUGUUAAGAUUUCACUUAAGAACCAAUGGAAUGGUCUAAAAAAUAGAAAAUAAUAAACUCCGCCCACCCGGGGCACUGGGCGAUGCAAAACGAACUCACCCAGUGAGAGAGGACGAGGCGGGGAGCCGAGAGUAUGUAACCUGCCUACAAAUUAACACCGCAAUCAUAAACUCUAGCGGCGAGUUUCCUCAUGUUUCUCUCUCGUGUCCUCGAGUUUUGCUUUACUGUCGAUACUUAUCUGGAUUUUCUGGCCGUCUAUUCCUGAUCAUCAUUCCGCCGUCUACUUCUGAGCGACUUCCGACAGCUCGCAGAAGACGGAGCCCGGCGAACAAGCCCGCACAGCUUCUUCCCGAAUAACUGGAUCUUCGGCUGCCAGACCGGAGAGCCAAGGUGUCAAAUUCAAUACGGAUAUACCAAGAGAUGGAGAAUUCUGCGCCCACGAUGACCGUGGGAUAACUGUGCAAAAUGACACGUUUAUCUGUUGACCGAAAAAGCGGCUUGACGUUUUAAAUCUUACAAACUCGAAGAUGGACAAUUACUUUCCCCCUAUUUUAUCAGUAUGAUAAGAUCGUCAUAGCAGAGGACCGUUCGAGUUCGACUAAUAGGCGACGUGGAUCUCAAUCAAGCCAAGAGGAGCAGCGAAGAACGCAUGCUUUGGGCAUGGUGCCUACGCCCCAGGUGUGCGUAUCUACCCUGGUCACGGUGAGCACCAUGGCAGUGGUUGACCUCUACCUGCUGGAGCAGAGCAUGCUGGGAGCCCGUGGCAAGGCCGGGCCCGGCGUGUGGCCGUGCGCUGCUGUGUUGCUAGGUGACCUGGGCUUCCUGCUGGCUCUGCGUUUCGUGUCGGCGGGAGUGGUGUCUGAAGCGCCCUCGCCUCGCCGAGGCUUUGCCAACGCACUCUGGUUCCUCUUCCUGUCCCUGCUCCAGCUCAAACUCUUCUUCGUCUGCCAGAACUACCGGACGGAACGCCGACCGCCCGACCCCUUGGCCAGGAAGACGCUCACCUUGCUGCUGUCAGUCUGCCUGCCCUCCCUGUUCCUCAUCCUGACUGGGGCUGACAACAUGACGCCCCUGAGGAGGAAGCAGGAAGUGCGGGGGAGGCUGCUCUGGGUGGUGGUGGACCUGCUGGAUGUUCUGGACUUGCAGGCCGGGCUGUGGGAAGCCCAAACAGGGGCCACUGACCUGGGGGUGCCCCUGUGGGCCGAAGGCCUGGUGUUCUUCUAUUGCUACGCCCUGCUGCUGCUGCUGCCCUGCGUGGCCCUCACAGAGCUGGGGGCUGCAGCCCUGCCGGGACAGAGGGGGCCCCGUAAGGAGGCCCUGUACCCCUGGCUUAGCCUGGUCACCAUCAACGUGUUCACAAUGGCCCUCAGGGGCACAGGCAUGCUGUGGUACAGGGACCCCCGUGUCUCGACAGUGUUCCUGGGGAAGAACCUGCUGGCCCUGGCUGUGAAGCUGAGCUCUGCCUGGGAGAGGCACAAGCAAGGUGGGAGCAGGGGGACAGGGAUGGGGGCCGGGGCGGGAGUAGAGUCAAGUAUGGACUCCACCCUGGCAACCCAGAGCUCAGAGCAGACAGAAGUCCAAGCCCUAGCCAAAACCACCCCCAGGCCACCCUCUCGCAACCACACAAUGUCCCGCUCCCACAGCCACUCUGUGUCACACGUCAGUCUGGAUCCCACAGAGACCUCUCUGGGCCCUUCCUUCAUCUCCCAUGAACUCUAGAAGCUGUCCAGACUGAGACAGCUUAACAGCUGAAGCCGAGCUAUCAGAACUCCCCAGUCAGGGAAGCAUUUAGCACUGAAGAGUGAAGACCGUUGGCCUCACACAGACGAACAAACUAAAAACAACACAUACACCCCAUGCUCUGUGGACCAGCCAAGGCAAUCACAUCAGUAACUCAUUCAAUUAGCUCACUUUGGUUAAAGGGAUGAUUUAUCCACCCCUGGGUCCUGCCAGCCUGUAGUAUUUGGUUAUCCGAGGGAGAGAGAAGGCUCAGGGCUGGGGCGGAGUGAGAGAUGUACAGCGAAGAAGUGCCUCGCUUUUCAAGGAGCUACAAUCCUCAGUACUGGUUCCACACAGACAUGAUCUGCGUCAUAUGGGACUCAAGACAUAAUACCAUGGUGUGAGUCAGUGUGUGUACUGUGAAAGCUCUUCCACAGCUCGUCAGCUACACCUCCAGGACAGCUUCUAAACUGUAAUAAAGUGUUUCAUACUCA
This is a messenger RNA of Salvelinus fontinalis (brook trout), 2222 nucleotides long. Its product is annotated as transmembrane protein 121-like. Lineage: Eukaryota; Metazoa; Chordata; Actinopteri; Salmoniformes; Salmonidae. Bases 670 to 1728 code for a protein of 352 amino acids. The transcript is spliced from 3 exons. The record is from RefSeq and is a predicted model, not a curated record.